This is a messenger RNA of Gloeophyllum trabeum ATCC 11539, 2458 nucleotides long. RefSeq names its product glycogen synthase. The transcript has 8 exons. Gene Ontology annotation, molecular function: alpha-1,4-glucan glucosyltransferase (UDP-glucose donor) activity. The record is from RefSeq and is a predicted model, not a curated record. The coding region runs from base 49 to 2256 and encodes 735 amino acids. Lineage: Eukaryota; Fungi; Basidiomycota; Agaricomycetes; Gloeophyllales; Gloeophyllaceae. Gene Ontology annotation, biological process: glycogen biosynthetic process. Gene Ontology annotation, cellular component: cytoplasm.
CCGCCUCCCUAUCGCGUCCAUCUCUCCUCUUUGUCGCCGUCGUCCACAAUGUCCGAGCCCAUCAAACGCGACAUUCGCAACCCCAUCCUCUUCGAGUGCGCCUGGGAGGUCGCCAACAAAGUCGGCGGAAUCUACACCGUCAUCAAGACGAAGGUCCCCGUCACCGUCUCAGAGUUCGGCGACAGGUAUUGCCUUAUCGGCCCUCUCAGCUACAAGACGGCACCCAUGGAAGUCGAGGCGGAGGAGCCCUCAGACCCCGAUCUAGCAGCGUCCCUGGACGCGAUGCGCGCUAAGGGUGUCAAAUGCUUGUAUGGGCGAUGGUUGAUUGAAGGCGCUCCGCAUGUCCUGCUAUUUGAUACCGGCAGUCAGUACUCACGGUUGGAUGAGUGGAAGGGCGACCUCUGGAAUCUCGCUGGUAUCCCUACCCCUCCAAACGACCACGAGACGAACGAGACAGUAGUUUUCGGGUACCUGGUUGCAUGGUUCCUCGGCGAGUACGUUGCUCGCCAACUUCAUACCGCGGUCAUCGCGCACUUCCACGAAUGGCAGGCUGGUCUCGCAAUCCCAUUGUGCCGGAAACGACACAUCGACGUGACGACUGUAUUCACAACCCACGCCACCCUCCUCGGACGGUAUCUGUGUGCUGGCUCCGUGGACUUCUACAACAACCUCCAGUACUUUGAUGUCGACCACGAAGCUGGCAAGCGCGGUAUCUACCACCGUUAUUGCAUAGAACGCUCCUCCGCCCACUGUGCCGAUGUUUUCACCACCGUCUCUCACAUCACCGCCUAUGAAUCCGAGCAUCUGCUCAAACGCAAACCUGACGGCGUCCUGCCGAACGGCCUGAACGUCGUCAAGUUCCAGGCUAUGCACGAGUUCCAAAAUCUACAUCAAACCGCAAAACAAAAGAUUCACGACUUCAUCCGCGGACAUUUCUACGGCCACUAUGACUUUGACCUCGAUAACACGCUCUACAUGUUCACCGCCGGUCGGUAUGAGUAUCGAAACAAGGGUGUCGAUAUGUUUAUUGAGUCAUUAGCACGUCUGAAUUAUCGCCUGCAAAAGGCGAACUCCAAGAUGACGGUUGUCGCAUUUAUCAUCAUGCCUGCAGCCACUUCCUCGUAUACAAUCGAAGCCUUGAAGGGUCAAGCCGUCACAAAGCAACUGCGUGAUACUGUCACGGAGAUCCAAAAUCGUAUCGGGAUGCGACUAUUCGAGCAUGCCAUGCGGUCCAACGGGGAACACGGUAUUAUGCCCACGCCAGACGACUUCCUUUCAGAAGAAGACAAAGUCCUCCUGAAACGCCGGAUCUUUGCACUCAAGCGCAACUCGCUCCCGCCGAUUACGACGCACAACAUGGUCGACGACGCCAAUGACCCUAUCCUGAACCAGAUCCGGCGAGUGCAGCUGUUCAAUCACUCGCACGACCGCGUGAAGAUCAUCUUCCACCCCGAUUUUCUGAAUUCGAAUAACCCCAUUCUGGGUCUCGACUAUGAGGAGUUCGUCCGUGGUUGCCAUUUGGGCGUGUUCCCGAGUUAUUAUGAGCCAUGGGGAUACACUCCUGCGGAAUGUACAGUCAUGGGUAUACCCUCGAUCACGACCAACCUCUCUGGUUUCGGCUGCUUCAUGCAAGACCUGAUCGAACGUCCCGAAGACGAGGGCUGCUACAUCAUCGACAGGCGCAUGCAGUCCGUCGAGGACUCCGUCAACUCGCUUACGACGUGCAUGUUCCAGUUCUGCAACAAGACGAAGCGCCAGCGGAUCAACCAGCGGAACCGCGUUGAGCGCCUGAGCCCGCUGCUCGACUGGAAGAACCUCGGCAUGGAGUACUCUAAGGCGCGCCAGCUUGCGCUGCGCCGCGCGUACCCCGACGCGUUCUACGGCAACGACGAGGAGGAGUUCGACUUCGGUGCGGGCAUUGACAGGAUGAUGCCGUCGGUGCCGCCGAGCCCGCGGUUCAGGAUGUCGGGUAUGGCGACACCUGGUGACAUUGGGACGUUGACCGAGGAGAUGGAGCGAUUGAAGACUAGUGAUUACCGAGGGUUCAACUGGCCUUCUCAACAAGAAGACGAGGAGGAAGGUUAUCCUUUCCCUCUCGUUAUGAAGGUCAGAUCUCGCGCCAGCUCUGUUGUGUCGGGCGCAAGCACUCCCGGCGGAGGUACUUUCAGGAGUCUCACGGAGAAUGACCUGCGCAAGGCGGAUGCGGCUUUGAGCAACGUUGGAGAUGCUCCUGUUAACGGCGUGAACGGGAAAUAGUGAAAUUGCUGACAUGGACGAGGAACAGCGAUCGCGAGGGCGAGGAGGUCGAACGGUUGAGGUGAUUGCUUGGAAGAUAUCCUACAUACCUUGGCAACCUGCAACAUACCGCGGCUAUGAUCAACAUGUAUGAUUUGAGUACUUGAAUCUACAAAUGAGUAUUCAUACCAUAAGUUCCGGGCCCGAUCCUAUUGGAUGUGCU